AUCAGCAAUUUUGGACUUUCCAGGACUUAUUUGGUAUUUCUUAAUAUUUCAAGGGUAAAUUAGUAAUUUAAUAUUCUCACUCCUCUUCGUUUUAAAGCCUUUGAGAAGACAAGAGAAGCGGGAGAGACGUAGAUAAAACUAAAUCAACAACGCUGAGGGGAAGGAAGGGCUGAUGAAAAAUGGCGGAUUUUGAGACAUAGAACGCACUGCUUCUUCUUUUUCUUCUCUAUACUUGAUUUCUUCUUUUUUCUGACUUAAGAAAUGACGACGGGAAUGGUGCAAGACCAGAAUCUCGAGAAGCAGAUUGAGAAGCAGAUGGGUUGCAUGGCUGGAUUCCUUCAUAUCUUUGAUCGUCAUCAGAUUUUGGCCGGGAAACGCCUCUACUCCACUAAACGCCUCCCUCCCUCGGUAGGGAACUCAACACCACCGCCGCCGGAGAAUUCCGUCUCCUUACCGGAGGCAACGGUGGAAUUGGAAAAACUACAGCAGACUAGAACGAUGCCUUCUCCGGACAGAGUCAAGCAUUUUGCUCCCGUGACGGAGCUUCGAUCUCCAGCGCCGGAACCAGCGACGCCGGUGCAAACGAAGCCGAAACAGACGCUUCCUCUUCCAGUUUUUGAAUACAAGGAAGGGAAUCGGUCUUUAUGGAAAUUCUCGAGAGAAGCUCCACGGCUUUCGUUGGAUAGCAGAGCUAUUGUUGACGGGAAAGGAAGCAUUUAUCCGAGGGAGAUCCGUACAAACGCGUCUAUUCUCUCUGCAAACCGUAGUGAAACCUCCACGGAAGAAGGUGAUGAACAACGGCGCUCUCCGAGUGUUAUUGCUAGAUUAAUGGGGCUGGAACCAUUACCUAACUCCGAACCAGAACUGAUAAAAAACGCCGAGCUUCGAAGAUCGGCUUCCGAAUCCAGAGUUUCUAAAGACUUCUAUCAUAGUCGGUUCAUCGACGGUAACAAUUUCCGACUUAAACAAUCUCAACAUUCGAGCUCGCAGGAUAAUAAUGGAAGCAAUGUACUAUUAAAGAAUGCAGCAAACAUGGACCACAGCUCAAAUGUCAAAAUGCUGGACAGAAACGAUUUUGCUGCAAGAAGUACGAAGGUUGAGCCUAUUAGGUCGCAAAGAGGAUUAGGACCUCGCAAGAUUUUCUUCGAUUCCGGAGACGUUUUUCCAGAGCCAAAGCAACCUGCAUCAAUCUAUGGAGAGAUAGAGAAGAGGUUGAAGAUGAGAGGAAUUGAUGAACCUUCAAAAGAUUUAGAAACGUUAAAACAAAUCCUCGAGGCACUUCAACUCAAGGGUCUUCUUCAUUCCAUGAAAUCUCCUAGCCAGAGGAAACUUGUUUACGACCGUAUUUCUUCACAGGCUGAAUCUCCGAUUGUGGUGAUGAGACCUGCUAGAUCACCAACUUCAGUCAAUCGUUUAGGAAGAAUCAGUAACGAUUCUCCACCUUCGAGUUACAGAGCAAGACAAAUCGGUCGCCGGAAUGUUAAUGUUAUCGGCGACUCCAUGCCGUCCGUAACCACGAGACGCGAUCGUUUGGAGUUCGAUCGGAAUUUACGGAAUCAACCUAGAAAUAGAUUCUCUAGCUCUCCAACUAGAUGCGAGAAUAACGUGAAAAGUCCGAGUAGAAGAGGAUUGUUCGUGGAAACACAGAGAAGAAUUAACGACCCUGUAGAUCAGAGAAGAAAUUCGAAGAUAAAUUCAUCAAAAUUUGGAUCAGAUCCCCAAAUGUCAAACCGAUCCCCAAAAAACAGGAAACCAAUGGGUUCUGUUCAUCAUCCAAAAGAACGGAAGAUUUACAUAUCUCAAGCAGAAGAUGAAUCGUCCACAUUCUCAGAAAGUAGCAUUAGCAACUCUUCACAAACGGAUACAGAGAGGUCCAACAAAAUUGAAGAGUACAAAGAGGGCCGUACUCUAUUAGAGAGGUGUGGUAAGCUUCUUCACAGUAUAGCAGAAAUCACAGCGACUGAGUUACAACCGAGUCCUGUCUCGGUACUUGACUCGUCUUUUUACAAGGAGGAGUCGUCACCAUCACCUGUACUAAAACGGCAAAUAGAUUUCAAAGACCAAGUGGUUGAUGUGGAAGACGAAGGGUGGUUUCAAGCUAUCUCAUUGAUGGAAUCGGGUUUGGCCGAUGGAUCUGACGAUGGUGAUUUUGUCUAUGUUAUGGAUGUUCUCCGAGCCUCACGUUGCUUGCAAGAUGAUGACUCCGAUAUAUUUCUAUUGUUAGAGGAACAACAGUAUUUGAAAGGGAAGGACGUCUCCAAGGUUCCAAGGCUUCAAAGGAGGCUAAUUUUCGACACGAUAACUGAGAUUCUCGACCGAAACAGACAAUUACCACCAUGGAAAUCCAACGCACAGCCAGAAUCCAUGACCGAGCCGACUUCAGUGCAGGAGAUUUGGUCCGAGUUUCAGCGAAUGAGGGACCGAGAAAACAACACAUCAAGGGACUUGUUUGAGGUCAUCUGCAGUGUCUUGAAAAAGGAUCUAACAAGAGAUGCUCCUAGCGGAUGGAGGGACUGGCCAGUUGAAACAUCCCAAGCAGUUUUAGACAUUGAGAGAUUAAUAUUCAAAGACUUGAUUGGCGAAACGAUCCGAGAUCUUGCUGCCAUUACUGGAAAAUGCAACCUCAAUAAUGCCAUUAACAUGAUGCCUAGAAGGAAGCUGGUGUUCUAAAAGACUAAAGGCAAAGGCAAAGUUGCUAAUUCAUUUUUUUGUUAUCAGCGCCGGUGGUUUUCCCCUUCUCUCAUUUAAUUAUUUUUAGGAAAAUGCUAAUGUUAAUCAUGAUCUGUUCAUGGGGGGAGGAAAAAAGAAAAGGCAAAUCUAAGAAUAACCCUUUUUUCUUUUUC
This is a messenger RNA of Cucumis melo (muskmelon), 2843 nucleotides long. RefSeq names its product protein LONGIFOLIA 1. The record is from RefSeq and is a predicted model, not a curated record. The transcript has 4 exons. Gene Ontology annotation, biological process: regulation of monopolar cell growth. Lineage: Eukaryota; Viridiplantae; Streptophyta; Magnoliopsida; Cucurbitales; Cucurbitaceae. Bases 262 to 2670 code for a protein of 802 amino acids.